GACGCAUCUCUCUCUCUCUAAACAGUUUCUUCAACUUUCUCUCUCUAACUGCAAGUCAUGGCGGCUACUGGAAGAAGAUCAAACGGCUCGUCAGUUCUAUACCCUCACUCUUCUUCCCACCGUCAUCAAAGAUCGGCGUCUCCAUGCAACAUCAACCUCCGUCUAAAGAGGUUCUCCCUCGGGAACAGCCCUAACCCUAACCCUCCCUCCUCCGCCGCGGCUUCGAAUCAGAAGCGGAAGUGCUCGUGCUCCCCGACGACGCACCCCGGAUCGUUCCGCUGCGGUUUUCACCGCCGAUUGGAGAACGAGAAGAUCAAAGCCCUAGCUUCGUCGAAGAGUGGUGAUUCGGGGCUGUAUCUGAGAAAAUUGGCUCUGGCGAAUUCGCUGGCGAGGAUCGGGAGCGUGGAGGAGGAGCGGUUUAGGAAGUAUCUGACGGAGAGUAUUGUUAAACCGUCGUCUCUCCUUAUCCGCCGUCGUUUUGAGUUCAGGCCGCGGCUUAGCCGCUUCUACGUGAUGCAUAAAGAUCCGAAAGAUUAGAAUAAAUAGUAAUAAUCUAGGUUUUUUUUUUUAGAAAUUGGCUUUUUUUUUUAUAAUUUGUUUCUUGCGUGUGAAGGAACUAUGUUUUGGUGUUCCUUGGCGCGGUGUAUCGAAGUUUGUGUGCAUUGUACAUGAUGAUGACAUCACUAGGACGUGUUCUUGAUUUGGUUUCUUAAAUUUUUCAUUAGAAACUUUGUUAAUCUGAGUCAUUUAAACUCUGAUCCUCUGCGUUCGCUAA
This is a messenger RNA of Brassica oleracea var. oleracea, 775 nucleotides long. RefSeq lists its product as uncharacterized. The record is from RefSeq and is a predicted model, not a curated record. Lineage: Eukaryota; Viridiplantae; Streptophyta; Magnoliopsida; Brassicales; Brassicaceae. Bases 58 to 537 code for a protein of 159 amino acids. The transcript has a single exon.